Messenger RNA from Dreissena polymorpha, 912 nucleotides. RefSeq lists its product as uncharacterized. Lineage: Eukaryota; Metazoa; Mollusca; Bivalvia; Myida; Dreissenidae. The transcript has 6 exons. Bases 1 to 912 code for a protein of 303 amino acids. The record is from RefSeq and is a predicted model, not a curated record. Gene Ontology annotation, molecular function: protein binding.
AUGUUUUUCACGCAUGUUUCUCGCGGUUAUCCCAGGGCGCUUUUAGACGACUUCACGGCGGCCAAAGCGGCAUUCCCGGGGAACCCCCUGAUCAAGUGCAUUCUGGAGGCGCUUUUGUUCUCCCGGAAGGGGCUGCAGAUGGAUCCGGUUCAGUUCAUGCCUCAGCUUCUAGGGCGCCUGGAGGACAACGAGACAACAGCCGAGUUCAAGCAGCGCUUACGUGAAUAUAGCUCAAAAGUGUGGUUCGAGCCCGAUGUCAACAUCCUGGAGCGUCCCGGGGGUCAACUGCUUCACGGCAUCCACGUGCACACGUCCGAAAUUUACAUGAUGACGAUUACGUCAUAUGGACAUUAUGUAAUCACAGGACGUGUUCCACUGGGCCACCAGGAUGCGUUGUUCGUGACCGGCAGUGCGGGAGAGGACUCGCCCAACAUAGUCGGCGUGUAUGAUGUCGGCAGACUGGAAUACCGCGCCAUCCGAGAACUUGAGGUGGCCUGCAAUGCAAACAUGAGGUUUUACGAAGGAGACAACAGAUCAGUGAUCAUGGAAAUUUACGAUAAGUUUUACUUGUUUGACCUUGAAAAGAUGGACGUCGGCAUCGUGUUUCCGGGUCGAGUAGUCGAUACACGAGUGUGUAUCUUGACCAAACGGAAGCAACUCCUCGUGACGUCACGUUUUGGCAAGAACGUGAAACUGUACAACAUCACAAAAUGCUGCAUUGACGCCAUAAUAAAAACUGGACACAAGAAGGAGAUCUACCAAGUUGUGGUGAACGAUCCGGGAAGGCUUGCUGCAGUGACGGUAGUUUUUGGACCUGUAGUGUUGAUGGACCUUGUCACUCCCUCUCGCAUGUAUGAGAUCUCAAACAGUACGUUCAGCAGAUGCGAAAGUAUCUUUACCUCUCAGAAUUAA